CCGCUUCUCCUCUCCACACGCUCACGCUCAAGCUCAGGCGCUGCUGCACUUCCAUGGCCGCCGCCUCCUCCCCGUCUCCACUUCCCUCAUCGCGCCUUUUGCGGACUUUACGGGUGUGCGUGUGCUAGAGUGUGCCGUGUGCAGUAGAGGCGUCUUGAUUUCUUGGUGAAGCGAGGAGUGGUGAUCAGGGGAUUCAUCGGACGUAGCGCGCGGUGCAUGGCCUGCAACAACCCGAUGAGGCGGACGACGAGCCUGACGGAGUUUGCGCCGCCGUCCGUGCUGGCGGUGGUGCUGGAGGACGAGGACGAGGACGAGCAGGUCGAGGCGACGGUGGACCAGGCCGACGGGGGCCAGGACUGGCUCGCGGCGUUCGGGGGCGGCGACGGCGGCAGCAGCGGCGCGGCGGUUGGACCACCCAGCCGGGACUGGAUCGCGGCGUACCGCGCGCGCGCGGCCCCGGCGCGGGCGGGGCUCCGCCGGAACUCCGCCGACUACUCCAAGGUCGAGACCGCCGCCUUCCUCCGGCACUGCGGCCUCUGCCGCCGCCUCCUCGGCCCCGGCCGCGACACCUUCAUGUACAAGGGCGAGGCGGCGUUCUGCAGCCUGGAGUGCCGGCAGCAGCACAUCACGCACGAGGAGUGGAAGGACAAGUGCACGACCAGAUCUUCGGCGGCGCCGCCGGCCAGCCGCGGAGGCCGCUCCAGCAAGACCGACAACGGCGGCACGGUGGCGGCGGCGUGACCAUUGACGACGAGAAGGUGCAGCGCGCG
Molecule: messenger RNA, 770 nt
Organism: Lolium rigidum
Lineage: Eukaryota; Viridiplantae; Streptophyta; Magnoliopsida; Poales; Poaceae
Product: FCS-Like Zinc finger 6-like
Exons: 2
Coding region: 217-741 (174 amino acids)
Source: RefSeq, a predicted model, not a curated record